Molecule: messenger RNA, 484 nt
Organism: Laccaria bicolor S238N-H82
Lineage: Eukaryota; Fungi; Basidiomycota; Agaricomycetes; Agaricales; Hydnangiaceae
Exons: 4
Source: RefSeq, a predicted model, not a curated record
GAUAAGGCAGGGCAUUGACUGUGACAACUUCCAUAAAUGGGAUGCAACAAAAUGGGAAAUUCUGAAUGACUGCAACCUACUGAAAGCAAUUCACCAUUUGAAGAGAGAUAUUUUGUACACUGGAUCCAGUGUACAAAAUAUCUCUUCUUCAAAUGGUGAAUUGCUUUCACUUUCUCCCGAUUUCACCUUCACCGAUCAUUGCCCUCUCUCGCUUUCGAUGAAGAGUGCCUUUCAGUGGGCAUUUUUCUUUGGAGGGGCACAAACUGCACAAAUGCAUUUUUGCUACGGGCGAGUUGACGCCUUAUCGUGCACUUGUCUAACUGGGCACGACCAGACUAUGAGCAAUGCUGAUCCGCCAGCAUCCACCAGAAUCGACAACUUUCAAUGCGAAAAAAGCGGAGGAGCGGCUUGGAUGCAUCUUUACGAUGACUUUGCCCAGACAGAUGCACCUAUUGUGCAGAACCAAGAUCUUAAGCCCGUCUAA